Carassius auratus (goldfish) is the source of this 4732-nucleotide messenger RNA. RefSeq names its product serine/threonine-protein kinase DCLK2-like. The transcript is spliced from 17 exons. Lineage: Eukaryota; Metazoa; Chordata; Actinopteri; Cypriniformes; Cyprinidae. Bases 509 to 2953 code for a protein of 814 amino acids. The record is from RefSeq and is a predicted model, not a curated record. Gene Ontology annotation, biological process: intracellular signal transduction; protein phosphorylation. Gene Ontology annotation, molecular function: ATP binding; protein kinase activity.
GGCCCCCUAGUGGGCCACGCAGAAUCACCAUGUUUGGAGAGAAAUCGUCGUUUUAAGACCCUGUGGAGGAGCAGCUCUUGUCAUCUCCUCUGUGGCUUUCAUGUAGGUCUGUGGUAAGUGUUGGCCUGAUUGAGCGCUCGUGGAGGGAUGAAGAGAACCGCGGACGGUCACGCGCGUCCAGCAUGCGCUCAUAAAGCUCUGCGCGUCUCACCUCAUCAUGACCGGCGCUCACCUCGACUAUAAGCGACUGUUCUUGAAUUAUACAGUUCUUUGAUUUGUGGACUACUGGGACUAAUAUUAUAUGUAGAUAUAUAUUUUUUAACAACUUCUUUGUUUAGCUGUAUAAAAGUUGAAGAGAACAGCUUUUGGGCUGUUGUUUGACUGAUUUCUUAAAUGCAUGUCAUUUGUUGAAAGUCAUAAGAAGGAAGAAAACAAGAACAAACAGCAGAAAUAACAUCGAAAAGCUAAUUUAUUCAAGGAUCCGCGCGUUGACUAAAAGGAAAUAAACAUGUCCAGCAGAAGCAUCGAGUGGGAGCAUUUCGAGGAGCGCGAGAAGGGUCAUCGGUCCCCGCGGGGCAGUUCUCAUUCCGGCUCGCGGGGUAACGGGCUCGUGCCUAGUCCCGCUCACAGUGCGCACUGUAGUUUCUACCGCACACGCACGCUGCAAUCGCUCACCUCCGAGAAGAAAGCGAAAAAAGUUCGCUUCUAUCGGAACGGUGAUAAGUACUUUAAGGGCUUGGUGUACGCGGUGUCCGGUGACCGCUUCAGAUCUUUCGACGCGCUGCUGAUGGAGCUCACCCGCUCCCUCUCGGACAAUGUGAAUUUACCACAAGGAGUCCGGAACAUCUAUGCUAUGGAAGGAGGGAAGAAGAUCACCAGCCUGGAUGAGUUAAUAGAAGGUGAAAGCUAUGUGUGUGCUUCCAGUGAACCCUACCGUAAAGUGGACUAUACCAAGAACAUCAAUCCCAACUGGUCAGUCAAUGUAAAGAUGGGCACAUCCCGCUCGCUGCCAUCUCUUACCACCUCAAAGAAUGAGCUAAGAGAACGAGAGAGUAAAGACUUCAUCAAACCCAAAUUGGUGACGGUCAUCAGGAGUGGCGUCAAACCCCGUAAAGCUGUCCGGAUCCUCUUAAAUAAGAAGACUGCUCACUCCUUUGAGCAGGUGCUCACAGACAUCACUGACGCCAUUAAACUGGAUUCUGGUGCUGUGAAAAGACUCUAUACUCUGGAGGGCAAACAAAUUAUAUGUUUGCAAGACUUUUUCGGGGACGAUGAUGUAUUCAUCGCAUGUGGCCCUGAGAAGUACCGUUAUGCGCAGGACGAUUUUGUGUUGGAUCACAGUGGUAAGGCUCCCACAGCCUUUAUAACCGAAUGUGAGGUCCUCAAGUCGUCCUAUUCUUCUCGUUCUGCUCCCCCUGUGAGAUACUCCGGUAGUAAAAGUCCAGGACCCACCCGCCGCAGCAAAUCCCCUGGAUCUGUGAGAAGAACAGCAGGACACUUAUCUGCAAAUAGUCAGUCUCCAGUCAAAUCACCAAUAAAUGGAGAGCCGAACAGCCAAAUCACUACCCCCAAAUCUGCUAAAGCCUCCAGUUCCUCCCCGACCAGCCCCCGCAGCAUGUGUAACUUCAAGAUUCCAGCACAUCACUCCUCUGCAACCAACGUGAACGGCUCCUCUGAGACUCCCCAACAACACAACAACAGUGUGAGCCCUGAAGUUAAUGGAAACAGGAACAUUACUGCUUCCACUAUUUUGGACAAGUACAAAAUUGGCAAGGUUAUAGGUGAUGGGAACUUUGCUGUGGUAAAGGAGUGUGUCGAACGAUCCACUGGAAAGGAGUUUGCACUGAAGAUCAUCGAUAAAAACAAAUGCAGAGGCAAAGAGCACCUGAUCGAGAGUGAGGUGGCAGUGUUGAGGCGAGUUAAGCAUCCUAAUAUAAUCAUGCUGAUUGAGGAGGUGGAUACGCCCACUGAGCUCUGUCUAGUCAUGGAGCUUGUGAAGGGUGGAGAUCUGUUUGAUUCAAUCACCUCCUCGACAAAAUACACUGAAAGAGAUGCAAGUGUCAUGGUAUUGAACCUGGCGGCAGCUCUCAAAUAUCUGCACAGAAUGUGUAUCGUCCAUCGAGACAUCAAACCUGAGAAUCUGCUGGUGUGUGAGUACCCUAAUGGUAUAAAGUCAUUAAAGUUGGGUGAUUUUGGCUUGGCCACAGUGGUUGAAGGGCCACUUUACACUGUUUGUGGAACACCUACAUAUGUUGCCCCAGAAAUCAUAGCAGAGACGGGAUAUGGGCUGAAAGUGGAUGUAUGGGCUGCUGGUGUAAUUACCUACAUCCUUCUAUGUGGCUUUCCACCUUUCCGCAGUGAGAAUAACCUCCAGGAGGACCUAUUUGAUCAGAUCCUAGUGGGGCGUUUAGAGUUCCCAUCACCCUUUUGGGACAAUAUCACAGAUUCUGCUAAAGAGUUGAUUGGUCACAUGCUGCAGGUGAAUGUGGAAGCAAGAUACACAGCAGAGGAUGUUCUGUCUCACCCCUGGGUCACGCUAAAUGAGGAUGCUGCAAUGGAAAACAAUAUGAAGAUGGAGGUGGCAGGUAAACUCAAAAAGCACUUUAACGCUGUGCAGAAACGGAGCAACAUUUCCCCUGGAGUCUCUGUUAUUGUGAACACAGCUCUAGAUAAGGAAACCAUCCAGCUUUCUCGCCGGCGUCAGGACCGCAGCCUCCCUCCUCCAGGAAAGAGCCCCUCCUCCACCCACCCAGAGAGACGACGCUCCCAUAGGGGACGCUCAUCUGUCCAAUCAGAGGACUCUAGGAGUGCUGCUCCCAUUGAGCCUUUAGCCUCAACAACCCCCAAUGCACCAUCAGCACCUCUGCCCUCCCCUCACUCUGCCCAACCUCCCCACUUCCCAGAAUGCAGUGCUGAGGCUGAGGUCAGCAAGGGCCUGCAGCUGAAAGAAUAAUACUACUUAGGGAAACAACAUGGAGACAGUUUCAAAUAUAAAUCCAUAAAUACAUAUACAGUAUAGCAAUUCUGCGAAUCUUUGAAACUUAAUAUUAACUAAAAGACCAGAAUACACUACAUGAUGUUUGCCCCGAUUUGUAUAAUCUGUACGAGUACAUUGUUCAAAGUAAGAGCCAGUCUGCAGAUUUCACAAGCCAACUUGUGUAUUAUAAGCAGCACAGACUUCAAUUUCUUUAGUUACAGAUUAUCAUUCCACCAGUUAAGAGAAUAUCAAACUUGUUGAUAUUUGAGAUGAUAAUAUAACACAUAAAUUGACAUUUGUGUGUCUCGAGGUGAGUUUGUUCUGAGUGAGUUUCUUGCGUUUGGAAAGGCUUGAAAGCAGGGUUGCCAGGUACCCCAAAUAUCAAAACUCAAAAUAUGCCUAAAAUAUUUUUUUUUUACAGUUCUGCGAUAUACACAAUUCCAACUUGAAAGUCACCAUGUAGUAGUAAUUAUAAACAGUAUGUUUCAUAUAGGAGCUCAAAUGUUCCCCUUCCACAGAAAACUUAACAUCCAGCACAGUUUAUAAAGUAUUUCGAUAUACAGUAGCAUUUCAGUUCAUUGUAAGAAGAUAUUUUGAAGAAUGUGGGUAGCUAAGAGACUCUGGUCCCCACACACUUCCAUAGUAUUUUUUUUUUUUAUUAUUAUUCUAUGGAAGUCAGGUCAGUGUGGAUCAGCAACUGUUUUGUUACCCACAUUAUUCAAAAUAUCUUCUUUUGUGUUCAACAGAAGAAGGACAUUCACCUGUUCUGUUUUUAAAAGUAAUUAAGUGUAAACCAGCCUUUAACAUAGCUACAUUGAGAACUGUCUGUAUAGUGGUUGUCUGCUUGUCUCCCUGCUUUCCUCUUCUUCCAGUUUGGCUUCCGAUUCCAGCUCCCAGAGUCAGUUUGAAAACGUAAUGUGUGAUUGGUUGUAUAGGCACUUUGGAUAUGAAAGAUCCGUUCUGCUUUUGUAUUUACUGACGUGAAAAGCUCAUGUCCCGAUUAUGAAUAGCUAAACACUUUUUAGGGUGGAUGUAAGUAUGCGACUGGAAAAAGAUUUGAAUCUGGCAAAAAGAAGAAAAAAAACUUGUCCUGCUGAAACUUGAAAGUACAGUAUCUGUAUGUUUGAAAGUAGACUGCUUGACUUUUUGACUCUGCUGCAGAAACACAAGAAAGCUAUUUGCAUUUGUUGGUGUGUGUUUUCUUAAGAGGGUGUGCCUAUAACACUGCUGUAUUCUGGGGUCGUUUUGCAGUAAUUUAGAGUUGCCUUUAUAUGAGCCAGUAAAGCAGGAAAUCUGUAGGGAGCAAAGCCAGAGUUUUGUUCUUCUGCUAAUUUAUUUGUACAGAUUAGACCAAAUGUGAUUUUGUAUUUUAGAAUUGUUUGACAUUUUCGAUCCAUUAAGUGCAUGAUAUUUUGAUUUCUCUGUUGCAAAUCGAAUCUGUUUUGCAAUCUAAAGUCUUGGGUUUGUCAUCUGUUGUUCCAUGUACUAGGAUACUUCUGUACUUGUUAUCUCUUUGCUCACCAUGGCACUGAUUUCUUGAAACUGUCGGGCUGCAGGGAGUGAUUGAGGGUGUUAAUAAACGUAUAUGAUGCUCUCCUUUUUUUUUUUUUUUUUGACGUGCUUUGGAGGUUUUGAGAAAUAUGGCAAUAAUCAGUAUCAUCUCUGGAAAGCUAGAUUUCAUAGAUGCCAUUUUCUGUUAGUGUUCUUUAUCAUCACAUACUCAAAGUAAUGCAAUAAAAUUACCCUGCUGUUGUU